Colletes gigas is the source of this 852-nucleotide messenger RNA. RefSeq names its product 40S ribosomal protein S3 (gene RpS3). Bases 85 to 813 code for a protein of 242 amino acids. Gene Ontology annotation, cellular component: cytosolic small ribosomal subunit; nucleus. Lineage: Eukaryota; Metazoa; Arthropoda; Insecta; Hymenoptera; Colletidae. The record is from RefSeq and is a predicted model, not a curated record. Gene Ontology annotation, biological process: positive regulation of apoptotic signaling pathway; translation. The transcript is spliced from 4 exons. Gene Ontology annotation, molecular function: structural constituent of ribosome; RNA binding.
GUGGCGCUCCAAGCAAGUUGGGAUACUUCCUCUUCCAGUCGAGUCUUUUGGAUUUCGGUUCCUUUUGUCGCUCCAGCCUAAAACAUGGACAAUCGUUCAAUUUCAAAGAAGAGGAAGUUUGUCGGAGAUGGAGUCUUCAAAGCAGAGUUAAACGAAUUUUUAACCCGUGAACUCGCCGAAGAUGGAUACUCAGGAGUAGAAGUACGCGUGACUCCGCAUCGUACCGAGAUUAUUUUAUUGGCAACGCAUACACAAAGCGUUCUUGGAGAGAAAGGCCGUAGGAUCAGAGAAUUGACUUCUGUGGUACAGAAACGGUUCAACUUUAAAGAAACACAGAACAUUGAAUUGUACGCGGAGAAAGUUGCGACCCGUGGUCUGUGUGCUAUUGCUCAAGCAGAAUCCCUGCGUUACAAAUUAAUAGGAGGACUCGCAGUGCGAAGAGCUUGUUACGGAGUUCUUCGUUUUAUCAUGGAAUCUGGAGCGAAAGGUUGCGAAGUCGUCGUUAGCGGUAAAUUGCGUGGUCAGAGAGCCAAAUCCAUGAAAUUUGUCGACGGAUUGAUGAUUCACUCUGGAGAACCCACCAAUGAAUAUGUUAACACUGCAACGCGUCACGUACUUCUCAGACAAGGUGUGCUUGGAAUCAAAGUGAAAAUUAUGCUCCCGUAUGAUCCUCAAGGCAAGACAGGUCCAAAGAAGCCUCUUCCAGAUUCUGUAUCUAUUGUCGAACCAAAGGAUGAAAUAUUCCCUUCGCAACCGGCAUCUGAAGUGAAACCAUCCAAAGAUAUGCCGCAAACAGCACCACUUGCAGUGUAAUUUAUAUACAAAUGACAAUAAAAUAAACUUUUAAAAGAA